GUCAUUGCGGUAAAGCACUUUGAGACAUUGUAUGUGAGACUGGACUGUAAGCAGAAAUUUGACUUGGGAGUGGAAGCGUGACUGCCUGCUGUGUGGCUGCUGUUUAGUAUACCUUGGAGGUAAUGGCUUUUCGGGUUGAGGAGAAUCUUUACUGUUCUAUCUGUCGUGACAUCUAUAAAGAGCCUGUCCUCCUGUCAUGCAGUCACAGUUUCUGUAAAGCCUGUCUUCAAAGAUGGUGGACAGAGAAAACAACUCUUGAGUGUCCAUUAUGUAAGAGUACAUCUUUACAAAGUGAUCCACCCCUAAACUUGGCACUGAAGAACCUGUGUGAAGGUUUUUUACUGGAGAGAACUGAGAGACUUUCAACAGGGUCUGCAGAUCUCUGCAGUCUGCACGCAGAGAAACUAAAACACUUCUGUCAGGAUCAUUAUCAGCCAGUUUGUCUCAUCUGUUUGCAUUCAAAUUCACACACCAACCACAGAAUCAUGCCUAUCGAUGAAGCAGCUCGGGCUUACAAGGAGGUACUUCAGGGCCUCCUGAAGCCCAUACAGGAGAAACUGUGGCUCUUCAGUGACAUUAAAGAAAACUUUGAUCAAACAGCUCAAGACACUGAACUCCAGGCUCAAGACACAGAGAGGCAGAUUAAGGAAGUGUUCUCCAUGCUUCAGAAGUUUCUCCAAAAGGAAGUGGAGGUCAGGGUUGCUGCACUGAGGGCGGAAAAGAAGCAGAAGAGUGAGAUGAUGAAGAGGAAGAGUGAGGCUCUGAGCACAGAGAUAGCCGCUCUUUCAGACACAAUCAGAGAAACAGAGGAGGUGCUGAGAGCUGAAGAUCUCCCAUUCCUGCAGAACUUCAAGACUGCAGCUGAGACAGUUCAGCUUUCCCUGCCGGAUAUACCAGAGCCGAUCCCAAGUGCUCUGAUAGACAUGGCCGAACACCUGAACAACCUGUCCUUCAAAAUCUUGGACAGUGUGAAGGAGAAGGUAACCUCCACUCGCAGUGUCCAGAAGCCCUGAGCCACCAUGGAGGAGUACAAGCUUAGAGAGACUCAACCAUGGGCCAAACUAUCCACGAUCCGUACCUCCUCCAACUGAAAGAAUACAGCACUGGCUUUGAGAACUGACAGAGUGAAAGAGCUGUGUGAGAAAUGAUACAGUAUCACGAUUUGAUCACAGUUGGUAAUUUCCAAACUUGAAGCUUAAUUACACAGAAUCACAUCAAACUGCACUUUAUUAUCAGAUUCCUCAGAAAUUUGUCUUGCAUCACAUGAAUUGUCUGACAGCACAUGGUUCGUACCACUGGGAACACAUCUCAGACCACCUUUUCCAGGUGGACACUCGGGAACAGUUUCUUGGUCUGCACCUCGGUUCUGGAAAAGUAUUCACAUUGGUAACUUUUUAAGCAAAUUACUCUGGGAUUGAGAAUAAACUGCGAGUGUGAAAGCCCCCUUAAAUGGAUCAGACAGGGUGUGUGUUCUGCAAGUGCUGCAAGAAAGGCUAAAAAUACUUUGAAGUCAAAAAUUAAAUGCACGAAACUAUCAUGUUCUGUAUAUUUUUUUAAUGGAUUUUUUUGAAUACUCAGAUAUUUACAUAUUGACUCAUAUUUUUCUAAUUUGGUUUAUUCAGCUUUGCCAAAGCAUCUUUUAUUUAGUGAACAAGGAGAUAAGAUCAUUAGUGUUUCUUUCCAAAAGACUGUUAUAUUUAUUCUGCUCUGUUGUAAAAAAAAAAAAAAAAAAAAAAAAAGAUAUUUUUGGUCAGUACUGUUGUGCACUGACUGUACACUCCUGUGUUUUAGAUAUGCUUAUUGUUAUGUUUACUGUGAUUAUAUAUACAGGCUGGAAAAAAUAAUAAAAAUAAUAAUAUGAUAAUACAAUGCCCAAAUCAAUAAAGAAUAAAGUGAUUUACUUAAAUUUCUGUUUAUUCAUGAUGUAAAUUUACUUUUCGGAUUCACUGACAAUCAAUAUGACAAAAUAUACUUA
Molecule: messenger RNA, 1975 nt
Organism: Siniperca chuatsi (mandarin fish)
Lineage: Eukaryota; Metazoa; Chordata; Actinopteri; Centrarchiformes; Sinipercidae
Product: E3 ubiquitin-protein ligase TRIM35-like
Exons: 1
Coding region: 123-1013 (296 amino acids)
Molecular function (GO): zinc ion binding
Source: RefSeq, a predicted model, not a curated record